UUUGUACUAAUUUGCAAUUUGACCAAAAAUGCACUCAUACUCUCGUAGUAAGCAACACAAAAUGCAAAAACAGAAUUGAAUCCAAAGCCAAUGAGACGGCAGAUAGCGGAUCUAGUGAGAGAUGGAGCUUACAGAGAAGCCCUCACACUCUACUCUCGCCUCCAUUCUUCUUCUUCUCCUCUUCGCAACGGGUUCACAUUCCCUGCUCUGCUCAAAGCCUGCGCCAAGCUCCGAGACUUUCCACGAGCCCAGAUGCUCCACACCCACCUCCUCAAGUCUGGGUUCCAGUCCGAUCUCUUCACCGCCUCCGCCCUCACCACCUUGUAUCUGAAAGCCGGCAGCGUCGAUUGCGCGCUCAAGGCGUUCGACGAAAUUCCCCACCCAACUAUAGAUUCUAUGAACGCUCUCAUUUCCGGGUUUUCUCAAAUUGGGUGUCACGCAGAGUCCUUCAGGGCGUUUGGGUCGCUGGAUUCUUGGAAUCUCCGCCCGGAUUCUGUCGCCAUAGCCGGGGUGCUGUCUGGCUGCGAGGAUGCUACUGUGGGCGCGCAAAUGCAUUGCUGGGCUGUGAAGAUUGGGGUUGAGACUUGUGUUUUUGUUGCAACAUCAAUUCUCACGACGUAUUCCGGUUCUGGUGAUUUGGUUUCUGCAACGAGAUUGUUUGAGUCGAUUGAGAACAAAAAUGUGGUCUGCUAUAAUGCAUAUAUGACCGGCUUGUUGCAGAACUGUGGGUACGAGGCUGUGUUGCUCGUGUUUAAGGAUUUCAAUGGAUUGUCAGAGGAAGGGGCCAAUGCUGUGACAUUCGUUUCCGGUCUUUCUGCUUGUGCAGAACUCAAGAAUCUGAAGUUUGGCCUGCAAAUCCAUUGCUCUGCUGAAAAAACUGUGGUGAAGGUUGAUACUAUGGUCUCCACUUCCCUAAUUGAUAUGUAUUCCAAAUGUGGUUCUUGGCAAUGUGCAUCUUCUGUGUUUCAAGAAUUUCCCAGAACCAAAUGGAGCUUGAUCACCUGGAACUCCAUGAUUUCGGGAUUAAUGCUCAAUAAUCAAACCGGGAAAGCAAUUGAACUCUUUGAACAUCUGGAAACUGAAGGGAUGAAACCUGAUUCAUCAACGUGGAACACAAUGAUUAUUGGGUUUUCACGCCUUCCAGAAGAAGGGUAUCAGAAAGCUUCUCAUUUCUUCAGAAGAAUGGUUUCAUCCGGCGUGAAGCCAAAUGAGAAAUCAAUGACCAGUCUUUUAACUGCUUGUUCUAAACAAUGUGUGCUUCUGUCAGGGAAACAGAUUCACGGUUACGCCAUAAGGACCAAAUGCAUUGACGAUCUCUUCCUUACAACCGCUGUGGUUGAUGUCUACAUGAAAUGUGGAAAAGUCUAUCUGGGUGAAAGGGUUUUUGAGGCUUUUGAAAACAAGCGCGACGAUCCGGCCCUAUGGAAUGUUAUGAUCUCCGGGUAUGGAAUAAACAACGAAAAUGAAGCCGCUUUUGAGAUGUUCGACCGGAUGGUACGCGAGAACGUGAAGCCAAGCUUAGCAACUUUCAACUGUGUUUUAUCCGUGUGCAGCCACUCCGGUCAAACAGUCAAAGGGUGGGAGAUCCUAAAACGGAUGACAGUGGAUUUCGGGCUCACCCCGGGUUCCAAGCAACUUAACAUUCUGGUUGAUCUUCUUGCUCGGUAUGGACAGCUGGAAGACGCGAGAGAACUGCUCAAGAAACUGCCCACACCUUCUGUGUCGGUUUUUGCUUCGGUUCUUGGGGCUUCUGAGUGUCAUUCUCAUCCUGACAUUGCGCAAGAAAUGGCUCAGAAACUCUUAGAGCUGGAGCCAAGGAGUCCUAUACCGCUGGUGAUCUUGUCUAAACUAUACGCUGCUCUUGGAAAGUGGAAUGAAGCUGAGAGGAUCAGACAGAUUAUGGAUGAAAAUGGUUUAAAGAAACUGGCUGGCUAUAGUUCCAUAGGCGUGCCAUAGAAAAAAGAAUCAGCCCAUUCAUCAGUUUCUAUACAUUCAUGUUGAACUUGCCUAUCAAACCAACCAGAAACCAGACAUGGGUCAUGGCUAAAGUGACAUCACGAGUCACACCACGGACGACACCGAGGUUAAGCUGGCAUGUGUCUUUAGGAUCGUGGGCCUGAUGUUGGACCAGGUCUCCAUUUAAAGUGGAGGGCAAUGAGGUGCACAAUUUCGAGAGAAAACUAGAUGGAAAGAAGAAAAACAAACCUGUCUGUCGAUCUCCAAACCCAGAAGUCAAGUGGAAGACAAGCCGAUCCUUGAAAGUCGGUCAGCUUUUUCCCAACUCUGAUGAGCUUUGCCAUAGGGGGCUGUACUCCCACAAAAUUGUGCAAUUGUUGAUUCGUUGUUUUACCUUUUACAGUAAAUGAAAUGAGGGGUUUCGGUUCUUUUUUCAUUUAGAUAUUUGGAUUGUUUCAGUUCCAGACUUUACACUAUUGUAGUAAAUUGGCAGUUGAUGUAUAAUUUAUGAUUAGAUCAUCAGCCAAAACUGGAUGAUUGCAGAGCCUCAAUGCCAAAAGUGGAAUAUUAAACAAGAGGAUGAAAAUUAUUCAUGCUAAUCCUGUGCACAAAACAGUGGCUGCUAUUAAGGAUCAGCUACUGCUAGGAAACGUGCCUCAGAAUUAAUGAAAGUAUUUGGAAAACCGGCGCAAAAGAAGUCUUUCCAUCAAAGAAACUGUGGGCGUGAAGGGCAUAAAAGAAACUACUGCCCAGACAUUUAGGACCUCAAUAGACGCAACAGAUGUCGUCUAUGUGGAGAAAAGGGGCAUAACAGAAUGACCUGCCAAAAGGGGAACAGUGGCAUAACCGGAGAACCUAGGAGGAGAUCAAGAAAGAAUCUCCAUUGCAGAAAAUAUGCGGACAACAAGGUCAUAACAGAAGGACAUGUGCCCAGAACAAGGAAGCAGCAAAUUCCACUAACGUUUGUGGGUUGUGCUUAAGAGAAGGGCACAGCCGUAGGACAUGCCCUCAAAUAAGAAGCGAACAUGGGGAAGUGACUGUGAAGAAGGCAACGAAGAAUCAGCAGUGCAGAAUAUGUGGGCAAAAAGCUCAUAACAGAAGGACAUGUCCCCAAAACACAGAAGCAGCAAAUUCCACUAAUAUUUGCAGAUUGUGCCUCAGAGAAGGGCACAACCGUAGGACAUGUCCUCAAAGAAGCAAAUAUGUAGAAGGGGGCAUAAUGAAAGAACCUGCUUUAA
This is a messenger RNA of Cuscuta campestris, 3194 nucleotides long. Lineage: Eukaryota; Viridiplantae; Streptophyta; Magnoliopsida; Solanales; Convolvulaceae. The record is from the annotation of a GenBank genome assembly.